GAAGACUUUGCGGCUCGUGAUGCUGUCAUCCCUGUUGCUGUUUUUGCUGGCGCCUGGAAUGUCGCUAGCUGCCGCCCCUUCUAAAGACCCGACACAGGCUCCCCGUUUCGUCACACAGCCGUCGUCAACGAACAGCAUCAUCGGCGAAGGACGCACCAAGAUACUGCAGUGCCAAGCCAUCGGUCACCCUCCUCCAAAAUACAGAUGGCUUAAAGAUGGAGUUGUUCUUAAUGACUUUUCAUCAGAACCUUUCUACAAGAUCAUCAACAUCCGGAAAGAGGACAAAGGAAGUUACCAGUGUAUAGCAAAAAAUGAUGCUGGAUCAAUUUUUAGUGAGAAACUGGAUGUCACUGUUGCAUAUAUGGGUAUAUUUGAAGAUACUGAAGAGAAGAUAGUGACUGUUGAAUCGGGCAAGGCAGCUGUUUUGGAUCUGCCAAGAAUAGAUAGCCAUCCACAGCCCUCUGUGACGUGGAUGUCUGAUAGUGGCACACUUCCAUAUGACAGAAAAUAUGCCUUCACACCUGGACAACUUAUUAUUCUGUCAGCUGAUUCAGGAGACCAGAGAGCAUACAGGGCUCGAGCAACAAAUACACAAAUUGGAAAGGAAGAAAAUAGUGCAUACAUAAGGUUGAAAGUUGAGGGAGAUUCUGGAAAAGAAGUUGCACCUGAAAUUAUCAUAAAGCCGCAAGAUAUGCAUGUUGUUAAAGGACAACAAUUGGCUGAACUGAAAUGUAUAGCAAAUGCAAGACCCCUGCACGAGUUGGAGAUACUGUGGAUGAAAGAUGGAAUUAUGAUAGAGAAUGCAGGCAUAUCAUAUGACUUCAGUUCAUUGUGGAACAAUACGCUAUCAUUAUUGAACGCUAAUCUGACUUACACGGGCCUGUACUCAUGCCAAGUUAGACUGCGCAGUGGUGGUUUUCCAGUGGUUUCAGCAUCUGCAAAUGUCAUGGUUCUUGAGAAACCAUCAUUUGCAACCAAUCUGAGAACUGAAACUUUGGGAGAAUAUGGAGCAACGAUUUCAAUUCCAUGUGAAGCCUUUGGCGUUCCCAUGCCUAACAUUGUUUGGUUUCGGAACACUGAAAAGGUUGACUCAAUACCAGGCAAUAAGUACACUGUUGUAGAAGAUGGAUCUUUAGUUAUAAAAAAGCUAACUAUGGAAGAUUCUGGAAUGUUUCAGUGCUUGGCAGCAAAUGAGGCGGGAGAAGACUCGGCAUACACAUGGCUGAAAGUAAAAAAGCUUCGAAGAAGGGUACGUUGGGCCGCACCUAAUGUUGUAAGAGUUCGACAGUCUGAUCUAUCAUCUCGAAGCUUUCAUCUUUUGAGUGGGACUUCUGAACCGGUGUUAGAAGUCCCACCUCAGAACGUUACUGUUUUAGAUGGGAAGGAUGCAACAAUAACUUGCAGAGCUGUUGGAGCUCCAACACCAAAUAUUACCUGGUUUUAUCAGGAUAAUAAGCUUGUGGAAGCUUCAGGCAGGAUUCAGGUCCUGGAGUAUGGUGAUCUGUUGAUAGCUGCUGUUAGAGAGAAUGAUGCUGGGAAGUAUACUUGUAGGAGGGCGAAUGAAGGAGGCAUAGUGGAAGGAUAUGCAUUCCUUUCUGUCCUAGUUCGGACACAAAUAAUCCAGCCUCCGGUAGACACAAAAGUCUUACUUGGCCUCACAGCAACACUGCAGUGCAAAGUUUCGAGUGAUCCAUCAGUGCCAUUCAAUGUAACGUGGUAUCGUAAUAAAGAGAAAAUAGUUUUGGGCAACAGUCAAAGAAUAUCAGUGCAAGAUGAUGGUAUGCUGGAGAUACAGGCAGUGAGAGCUGCAGAUGUUGGUGAUUAUACUUGUGCAGUUACAUCUCCAGGUGGUAAUGACACUCGAUCUGCACAUCUGAGUGUCAUAGAAUUGCCAUUUGCCCCAGUAAAUGUGAAAGCCGUGAGAUUGGAUACAAAUACACAGAGAGCUGUAAAUGUUAGCUGGUCACCAGGAUUUGAUGGAAAUAGCCCAACUCUCAAAUUCAUUGUACAGAAGAGAGAAGUAUCAGACAUAGAUUUGAUUGCAGAUCCCCUUCUCAACUGGGUGACUGAAUUAAGCAAUGUCUCAGCACAACAACGCUGGAUACUUCUAACAAACCUCAAGGCAGCAAGUUCGUACCAGUUCAGAGUUAGUGCAGUUAACAGUGUUGGAGAAGGUUCACCAUCAGAACCAAGCAAUGUAGUACAUCUUCCUCAAGAAGCUCCAUCAGGUCCUCCAGUAGGAUUUGUUGGUACAGCAAGAUCACCAUCUGAGAUCAUAACGCAAUGGCAACCACCAUUAGAAGACCAUAGGAAUGGACAAAUUUUGGGAUAUGUUAUACGUUACAGGUUGUAUGGUUACAAUGAAAGUCCUUGGACAUACAAAAAUAUUACAAAUGAGGCUCAGAGGAGUUACUUAAUACAAGAACUGAUCACGUGGAAAGACUACAUUGUUCAAAUAGCUGCUUAUAACAAUAUGGGUGUUGGUGUUUACAGUGAAGGAAUGAAAAUAAAAACAAAGGAAGGAGUGCCAGAGGCAGCACCAACAAAUGUGAAAGCAGAAGCAGUUAGCUCCACCGCAGUGAAAGUUUGGUGGAAACCACCAGAUCCACAGAAAAUUAACGGCUUAAAUCAGGGGUAUAAGCUACAAGCUUGGAAAGGGAGUCCCUCAGAAAAUGGAGAUGAAGCAGUAACUAUAAGAGUCUUACCAAGUUUACUUGACCCUCUUGAAGAGCAAAGUGCAGUUAUCAAAGAACUCGAGAAAUACACUUUGUAUAAUAUCACUGUAUUGUGUUUCACAGAUCCUGGAGAUGGGAAAAGAAGUGACCCAGUUGAAGUCAGAACUAAAGAAGAUGUACCAGAUGAAGUUGGGAGCUUGCAGUUCGAUGAUGUAAGUGAUCGGGCUGUGAAGGUAAUUUGGAGUGCACCGAAACGAACUAAUGGAAUACUUAGAGGUUAUCAGCUGAAGUAUAUGCAGAAGGAUAGCUUAAGUGAUGUCAAAACACAAAACUUCACGGCUGAUGCCAUUAGCGUGAUGGUAAACAACUUACAAGCAAUGACCCACUAUCGCUUUGAAGUUUCUGCAUGGACUUCUGUGGGUUUUGGUCCUGUGAAAGUGGCAACCAUUCAGUCUGGUAUAGAACCAGUGUUACCUCAUCCACCUACAAAGUUAGCUGUCUCAAACAUUGAACCUUUUUCUGUGGUGCUGCAGUUUACUCCUGGAUUUGAUGGCAAUUCUUCAAUAGCUAAAUGGACAGUGGAGGCUCAGACAGCUCGCAAUGUCACCUGGUUCAUAGUAUACGAAAUUUCUGAUCCAGAUGCAUCAACAAUUACAGUUGGUAAUUUAGUCCCAUUCACAUUGUACAAGUUGCGGAUAAUUGCUAACAAUGUUGUUGGAGCAUCUGAACCAUCAGAGCCAACAAAAGAAUUCCAGACAAUUCAAGCACCACCAGCUCAUCCACCACAGAAUGUUACAGUUCGUGCAAUGAGUGCUACUGAACUGAGAGUUCGUUGGAUACCUCUUCAACAAACUGAGUGGUUUGGAAAUCCUAGAGGCUACAAUAUUACAUAUAGGCAGGUGGGAACAAAUGAAGUAUAUAGCGUCAAAAUCGAAGACCACACAGCAAAUUCCCAUAUUCUAGAUAAACUUGAGGAAUUUACACAAUAUGAAAUAAUGACACAAGCAUACAAUGAUGUUGGUAGCUCUGAUAUGAGUCCUGUUGCUGUGGAAUGGACAAGAGAAUCAGUUCCAUCGUUUGGACCAGAAAAUGUAGAAGCAAAUGCUACAUCUUCAACCACAAUUGUUGUAAAGUGGGGAAAUGUUCCAAAAGAACAUCAAAAUGGCCUUAUUGAAGGAUUCAAGGUAUACUAUGGUACCAACCCGCGACUUCCAUUUCAUUUCAAAGAUAUUCCAAAUAAUGCAACAUUUACUACUACACUCACGGAACUUAAGAAAUUUGUUCAGUAUCACAUUCAGGUCUUGGCUUACACAAGACUAGGUGAUGGAGCUUUAAGUAUUCCUCCUGUCCGUGUGCAGACAUUUGAGGACACACCUGGUGCCCCAUCAAAUGUAUCAUUUCCUGAUGUGUCAGUCACAACUGCACGUAUAAUAUGGGAUGUCCCAGAAGAACCUAAUGGAGAUAUACUAGCUUACCAAGUUACUUACCGCCUCUCUGAUGAGACGAAGGAUAACUUAUCAAGGGAGUUUCCUCCUUCUGACAGAACAUAUCGUGCAACGGAGCUACUCCCAGAGAAGUAUUAUCUGUUUUCCGUAACAGCACAAACCCGACUGGGUUGGGGGAAAACAGCAUUUGCCCUUGUCUUCACAACAAACAACCGAGAAAGACCACAGCCUCCAUCUGUACCACAGAUAAGCCGCAGUCAAGUGCAAAGUGAACAGAUAACAUUCAGUUGGACACCAGGCAGAGAUGGAUUUGCACCUUUGAGGUAUUACUCUAUUCAGCAGGCUGAAGGAUCUGGUCCAUGGCAAACAGUUCCUGAAAGAGUUGAUCCACAAGUUAAUUCCUACACAGUCAAAAAUCUUAAGCCAUUCACAACAUAUCGAUUUAGAAUUCAAGCAACUAAUGAUAUAGGCCCAAGUGGAUGGAGUGCUGAAUCAACAACAGUUAGAACACUUCCAGCAGCUCCCAGCAGGGGAGUAAAUGGGCUAAAAGUUGUUCCUAUUACAACAACAAGUGUUCAGGUUCAGUGGGAUGUUAUCGAAAAGGAAUACUGGAAUGGUGAUCACGAGACUGGAGGCUAUCGUAUUGUUUUUCAGCCAAUCUCUGAAUUCCCAAUUGUGCUUCAAACAACGCCUAAAGAAGAAGUCCGUGGUAUUGAGGCCAAUGAGAUUGUUCUUACAGAACUGACCCGGGAUCGCAAUUAUGAGAUUGUUGUCAUGCCUUUUAACUCACAAGGUAGUGGCCCACCAAGUCCCCCGGUCACAGUAUAUGUGGGUGAAGCAGUUCCUACUGGUGAACCUCGGGAAGUCAUUGCUGAACCUGUGUCGUCUACAGAAGUUCGGCUACGUUGGAAGCCACCUCAGCAGAACCAGCAAAAUGGAGAUCUUCUGGGUUACAAGAUAUUUUACUUAAUAACAGAAACAUCACAGGAUCUGGAUGACCAUAAAAUUGAAGAGGAGUUGGAAGUUGUGCCUGCUACAUACAACUCUCAUAGUUUGGUUUUCUUAGAUAAAUACACCAAAUAUAAAAUACAAAUUGUGGCUUUCAAUCCAGCAGGAGAUGGACCAAGAUCUGCACCAGUUAUGGUGAGAACAUUGCAGGGUUUACCUGGUCCACCAACUAACCUCAGGUUUUCUGAAAUCACGAUGAGCAGCCUGAGAGUGUCCUGGGAUCCUCCCAAGAAAAGAAAUGGUGAAAUAAUAGAUUAUAUAGUGACCUAUGAAACAGCGGAGCAAAAUGAAACUUUUAGUAAACAAGUCAAGCAGAAAGUUUCUGGAACAUCACUUCAAAUCCAGACAUUGGAAGAGGAAGUAACCUAUAUAUUCUCAGUACGAGCACAGACCAUAGAUUAUGGGCCCGCCACUAUAGCCAACAUCACUACGGGACCACAGGAAGGGUCUCCAUCUAAACCAAAAGAUCUAGUUAUGAGCAAAACAGCAUAUAGUGUUGACAUGCACUGGACAAAUGGACAGUCUGGCAAAGGACCAAUUUUGGGAUAUUACAUACAGUGCCGACGCAAAGAUGAUACAAGAUGGCAGACAGUGAUACGCACAAAAAAUGGGGAACUUCAAGAAUUUACCAUAUCUUACCAAAACUUAUUACCAUCAACAUCAUAUAAGUUCAGACUGAUUGCUUAUAACAAGUAUGGAAUUAGCUAUCCAGCUUAUUCUAAUGAUGUGGUUUUAACUCCAUCAAAGCUUUAUGUAGAAUAUGGAUACCUGCAGCAGAAGCCCUUUUAUCGGCAAACGUGGUUCAUGGUGGCUCUUGCUGCUGUCUCAAUUAUCAUUAUUAUAACUAUUAUAGCAGUACUUUGUGUUAAGAGCAAGAGCUACAAAUAUAAACAAGAGGCACAGAAAACACUGGAAGAGUCAAUGGCAAUGGAUAUAGAGGAUCGCCAUGAACUUGCUAUGGAAAUAUACAGUUCCCGUAGAAGUGGAGGAACUAGCAUGGCUGUGGGAAGCUGUGGGACAUUAUCCAAAAGAAAUACCCUUGGAAGGAAAUCAGUUCACCAGCCACCUGGACCACCUAUGUUGGGUAAAUCACCACCGAGGCCCUUGCCAUCAUCAGUUACCUACCACAGUGAUGAAGAGAGUCUUAAAGGUUAUGAUGAAAAUCCUGAUGACAGCAGUGUCACUGAGAAACCAUCAGAAAUAAGCUCCACAGAUUCACAGGGAUCGGAGAGUGAAAAUGAGAGUGAGCGAUCAGAUCCUCAUUCAUUUGUAAAUCACUAUGCAAAUGUCAAUGACUCUCUAAGCCAGUCAUGGAAGCGCCAGAAACCUGUUCGGAAUUAUUCCAGUUAUACAGAUUCAGAACCGGAAGGAAGUGCUGUGAUGAGCCUAAAUGGUGGACAAAUAAUCAUGAAUAAUAUGGCAAGAUCCCGAGCACCCCUUCCAGGGUUCUCUUCUUUCGUAUGACUAAGUGCCUUUAUUGUCUUCUGAAACUGAAGUAGGAAGGAAUUAACAGUUGUACUGUGAUGCAGUGUAUAGUUGCAGUCUAAGUCAGUGCUCGGCAAACAGACUGCAAAUUUUAAUUUGUACAGGCUGUAAGUUAUCUGUCGUGACAUACAAACUGUACAUAUGUAUAGAAACUUGUCUGUUUCUUCUCAUACAGAAAUCAAUGGCAUUAUAAGUUUACAGGUGUUUGCCUAGCCAUUUACAUGUGCCACGAAACUGAAACCAAAGGAUUGUUGUGUUCAUCAUUCACAAUACAACCACAGAAUUGUGUGGUAUCUUUUUGUAUUUAAUAUCAAGAGUGCUCCCUCAUUCCUUUAUAAAUCACUAGGUGAAUAUGAUGUGUUGAAUGAUUGAGCCAUUAUUUUCAUGUAUUUAUUAACAUUCGCAUCAGUAGGUGAAAAGAUUAAAACAUCAUUGUUAAUUUUAUUGAGUUCUGUUGCAUAGCCUAAGUACUGCCUUUCAUGCUCAUGCCACUAUUUUAACAGAUCUUUGCAACUAUUUUUCACUCUGUAUUUAAACUGAAGUGUUGACUUACGAUUGUGUUGUGCUUGAGUGAGUUAAGAAGCAACAAAUGUGAUGUCUGGUUUGUGAAUAUUUAUUUCAAAUUGAAAUGUGUGCCAGAAUGAGUGUUGUACAGUUGAUAGUAGCAGUGUUGACAAUGCUGUCAAGAGUAAUUUUAUAUGGAUCUUAUUCUUGAACAGUGUUUAGCUCCAAGAAAGCCAUUUAUAAGAAUAACGUGAAUGUUUGCUGUUAAAAACAAAAUGUUUUGUGAAAAAGAAGUGUGUUUCCUACAGAGAUCCACAUUGGGACCAAUUAAGAACAAGAUAAACAGAAUAACUGUUUACUAAGACAUUUUUGUCCCAGUGACAGUGCAUUUGAUUUAUGAUAAAGAACUAGUGCUAAGCAAAUCUGUGAUAUCAUUUUACAAAUUUUUAUUAUUGUAAUUAUUAUUAUUGUUACUGUACAUUUCCUGCACAAAACUGAGUGAUUAUACUGAACCUUUUAAAUAAUUUGCUGUUAUAUUACUAACUGUGCACAAAAGAAUUCAGCUGAUGUAAAAAUUGGUAUUGCACUGUAUUUCCAAGAACGUUAUUUGCUCAGAACUGGAUGUGUGUAAAUUCUGUAAAGUUUUAUGAUAGUUCUUGACAUUGAAUUUUUUAUUGUUAGUACAUCUUAGAGCAAAACAAGUAAAAAAGUGGACAAGUUUAAGUGUUUCUGCCAGUUACAGGCAGACCUAUUGUGUACUGCUGAGAGAUAAGACUUAACCUUUUUCAUUCAGAUUAUAUAAUUUUGUAAAACCAAUGAAUCUGUCACACCUGUAUAGUGUCAUUACUAUAGCAUCAGCCUUUUACGUUGAACUUUGAUUAAUUUAAUAACAAAUUUGAAGAGUGACCAAAGAAUUAUUAGAACUGGCCCAUGAAGAACUGAAUGGAGUAGUAUCAUGUUCUUUGCCAUCAUGACUGAAGAUAAUAUGAGCUGUUAAACUAUCAGAAAUAAAAUUUGAAGAACUUAA
Messenger RNA from Schistocerca piceifrons (Central American locust), 8144 nucleotides. It is a transcript of the gene sdk, whose product is annotated as protein sidekick. Gene Ontology annotation, biological process: cell-cell adhesion. Gene Ontology annotation, molecular function: protein binding. Bases 20 to 6592 code for a protein of 2190 amino acids. The record is from RefSeq and is a predicted model, not a curated record. The transcript is spliced from 36 exons. NCBI's taxonomy places the organism in Eukaryota, Metazoa, Arthropoda, Insecta, Orthoptera, Acrididae.